AUGAUCCAUGUGUCAUCUUACCAGCGCAAACCUUAUAUGCCUCCACCAUGUCCUGGGUGGCCGAAAGGCCAACGAGACGCCAUCCUUAUCAAUGUUGAUAGAGAGUAUGAGUGGCCCCAGUCAGGGUUAAGGGGGCACGCCAUCUGUGAAGUGCAGCUUAUCAUCCGUCCAAUGGCCCGACGAGGCUCUCGUAUCACCUGGCAAGAUCAGUAUCUAUGCUAUGUGCAUAACCUGAAGGUUGGCACAGUCCAUCCUGCCGCUGGGAUGCAUGUAUUGAAGUGUGCUAAGCAUGCGGAUGGUACUCCAGUAGGUAACAUAGUUCCCCUCAAGCAAAUGCGUGCUUUUAUCAGUAUAAUACCUGAGCUGGGAGCUGCAGCGGACGCGCGGUUGACAAAGGAGACUUCUGCACAUUAUUCCUCGUCAUUUUUCUUGAACAAGUACUUCAACAAGCAGCUUUAUUAUGCACUUUACCAUGCUUCAUAA
Molecule: messenger RNA, 483 nt
Organism: Suillus discolor
Lineage: Eukaryota; Fungi; Basidiomycota; Agaricomycetes; Boletales; Suillaceae
Exons: 2
Coding region: 1-483 (160 amino acids)
Source: RefSeq, a predicted model, not a curated record